Molecule: messenger RNA, 393 nt
Organism: Ostrinia furnacalis (Asian corn borer)
Lineage: Eukaryota; Metazoa; Arthropoda; Insecta; Lepidoptera; Crambidae
Product: proline-rich protein 12-like
Exons: 4
Coding region: 1-393 (130 amino acids)
Source: RefSeq, a predicted model, not a curated record
AUGUCAUUGAAGAUUUCCGUGUGGAGGCCGGGUGCGCCCACGCCGCCACCCGCGCCGGUGCCCGCGCGCAGCCCCGGCGCGCCGCCGCCGCCGCCGCCGCCACCUGUGUGGACGCCGGGCAGCGCGGGUCCUUCGCCCCAGGCGCCGCGCAAGUCCUUCAGGCCUGUCCACUUCGAGGAGACGCCGCCCGCCCGCCGUAAAUUUGCGAACUCUGAACAAAACGGUUGCACCAGCGGUUCGGAGAGCGAAGGACGCCUGCGCACCUCUCACAGUGCUCCAGUCACCGGUCUCAACACCUUGGGCGGAGUGAGCAACACCAGCCGGCUGCCUAAAGCGCAGAACCCCACCGUUACUCUGCUGCAAAAAGCACGAGCUUACACGUCAGAAGUGUGA